Molecule: messenger RNA, 3441 nt
Organism: Cynara cardunculus var. scolymus (artichoke)
Lineage: Eukaryota; Viridiplantae; Streptophyta; Magnoliopsida; Asterales; Asteraceae
Exons: 19
Coding region: 1-3015 (1004 amino acids)
Source: RefSeq, a predicted model, not a curated record
AUGAGUGCUGUUUCCGGGGUAGUAUCCAGGCAAGUUUUGCCAGCAUGUGGAAACCUUUGUUUCUUCUGCCCAGCACUGACCACAAGAUCUAGGCAGCCUGUGAAGAGGUACAAGAAGCUGAUCUCGGAUAUUUUCCCUCGAUCUCCGGGUGAAGAAGUGAAUGAUCGGAAGAUUGGGAAGCUCUGUGAAUAUGCUGGGAGAAAUCCUUUACGUGUUCCGAAGAUCACAAGUUCUCUUGAGCAUCGGUAUUACAAGGAAUUAAGAAACGAGAAUUUUCGGGCUGCAAAAAUUGUUAUGUGUAUUUACAGAAAACUAUUGAUCUCGUGUAAGGAUCAAAUGCCUCUUUUUGCAAAUAGUUUGCUAAGUAUCAUGCACACGCUGCUGGAUGAGACAAGGCAGGAUGAAAUGCUAAUUAUUGGAUGCCAAACGCUCUUCGACUUUGUAAAUUGUCAGAAAGAUGGAACAUACAUGUUUAACCUGGAAGGUUUUAUACCAAAACUCUGUCAGUUAGCUCAAGAAGUUGGUGAAGACGAGAGAGUGGUGCCACUCCGUUGUGCUGGGUUGCAAGCCCUUUCUUCAAUGGUUUGGUUCAUGGGUAAAUAUUCGCAUAUAUCAGCAGAGUUUGACAAUAUUGUUUCUGUAGUUUUGGAAAAUUAUGGAGCUUUGAGCAAGGAGUCUGACAACCCCAAUCAAAGUCGGUGGGUACAAGAAGUGCUGAAAAAUGAGCAUCAUGUCUCUCCAUCAGAAGCGUUGAUGAAGAUUCCAUCCUGGAGAACAAUUGUAAAUGAGAAAGGCGAAAUAAAUGUGCCUGCGGAUGAUGCCAAGAACCCUUGCUUUUGGUCCCGCAUGUGCCUCCAUAACAUGGCUAAGCUGGGGAAAGAAGGUACAACCAUGCGCCGUGUGCUGGAAUCUUUAUUCCGUUAUUUUGAUAAUGAGAAUCUAUGGCUUGAUUCCAAAGGCGUUGCCUUCCCGGUUCUCAAGGACAUGCAGAUUAUUAUGGAUGAAUCCGGACAAAAUACACAUUUUCUGCUUUCCAUAUUAAUCAAGCAUCUUGAUCACAAAAAUGUCCUUAGAAAGCCAGAUAUGCAGCUUGGCAUUGUAGAGGUUACCACCUCACUUGCACGCGAAACAAAGAAAGAAGCUUCAGUCGCGAUAGUUAGUGCUAUUUCUGAUGUUGUUAGACAUCUUAGAAAAAGCGUACAGUUGGCACUUGAUGACGCAAACCUUGGAGCAGAUGUAAUCAAAUGGAACAAAAGGUUUCAUGAAGCCGUGGAUGAAUGCCUUGUGGAGUUAUCAUCAAAGGUUGGUGAUGCGAGCCCAGCUUUCGACAUUAUGGCCGGGAUGCUGGAGAAUAUCUCAAGUGUUACAGCCAUAGCAAAAACCACAGUUGCUGCUGUUUACCGCACAGCUCAAAUUGUAGCUUCGUUGCCUAAUUUGGCAUACAACAAUAAGGCAUUUCCAGAAGCGCUAUUUCAUCAGUUGCUCCCCGCGAUGGUCCAUCCAGACCAUGAAACCCGAGUUGGAGCUCAUCGCAUCUUUUCUGUUGUUCUUGUGCCAUCUUCUGUUUGCCCUCGGUCAGGUCCAGGCAUCCCUCCAACUGUUAGUGAUCCCAACAAGGCUGCAGUUCCACGCUCGCUAUCAAGAACUGUUUCUGUCUUUUCUUCUUCUGCUGCCCUUUAUGGGAAGAUGAAAAGCAAAGUUAGUCAUGAUAACAAAGUUCAGGUCUCGGGCCAAGGGGAACAAAGACCAAAUAACAAUAAUAAUAAUAAUAAUGGGCCAUUGAGCAGAAUGACAUCGAGUUACAGCCGAGUUUAUUCCAGGAGAGCAGAUGGUAAUUCUGCAAUCAAUUUAAACAAGGAUGCGGAGGCAGUUACCCUUAGGCUCAGUUCUCACCAAAUAUCCCUCCUCCUGUCAUCAAUUUGGGAACAGUCCAACUCGCCUGAGAACACGCCUGAAAACUAUGAAGCAAUUGCUCACACCUACAGCCUGGUGUUGCUAUUCUCUAGAGCAAAGAAUUCUGGCCGGGAGGCUCUAGUUCGAAGUUUCCAGCUGGCAUUUUCGUUGCUUGAUAUUUCUCUUGCCGAAGGAGGACCCCUGCCACCAUCACGUCGGAGAUCUCUUUACACAUUGGCGACUUCUAUGACAAUCAUUUCUGGGAAAGCAUUUAGUAUUGUCCCUCUUGUUCCAAUUGCAAAGACUAAUCUUGCUAACAAGAUGGUGGAUCCAUACUUGUGUUUGGUUGAAGAUUGCAAGCUGACUGUGGUAACUGGAACGCACACUAUUCCUUUUGGGUCUAAGGAAGACGACAGGGCUGCUCUAAAAUCCCUUUCAGACAUAAAGCUCAAAGAGGAUCAGUCAAUGGAAUCAAUGGCUGCCACAAUCGUCAAGCACUUGGAAACUGUCUCCGAGUCCGAAAUGUCAAGCAUUAAGGAGCAAUUGCUAAAUAGAUUUGUGCCAGACGAUGAUGUAUGUUCCAUGGGCUCCCCGUCAGCAAAUACAUUACGGAAUAAUUCAGAAGACUGUAAUUCUAUGGACGAUGAUGCUCCGCUUUUCUUCAUGGAUGAUGAUCCGCUUGGAGAUUUAGUUGACAAUUCCAACCGGCUUUCAGUAACAUCACCUGAAGCAUCAGACUUCUUGAGUGUCAAUCAGUUAUUAGAUUCAGUCUUGGAGUCUGCACAACAAGUUGGAAGAAUGUCUAUAAGUGUUUCACCUGAGGUCUCAUACAAAGAAAUGACGAAUCAAUGUGAGGCGCUAGUAAAUGGAAAGCGGAUGAAUAUGUCCAAUCUGAUCAGUAUACAACAGAGGCACAUUAACCAAAAUGAUGGUGAAAUAAACAAGCAAUCGACAGCCUUCCAAAAUGGCACAAGCUUCCAAUCGGCGGGCAAUCCUUCCUUGGAGCAAAACGCGCCUCCUGUUGUGAACGGGAAUGCGCCCACAUCGCGUACAACAAUGCAGUCAUUCAGGCUACCUGCAUCAAGCCCAUAUGAUAAUUUCUUAAAAGCUGCCAGAGGUUAAUUAAGUAAUCUUUUUGAACCACCAUAGAACAAGCUACCAAACCUACAUUUUGUGUCAACUUAUUCAUAAAUGAAUGAAUAUCCAUCGCAAUAUUCAUUAUGAAUACAUCUCAAAAUGGUGAAAAUCGCACAAAUGAUAUGGUUUUUGAAGCUGGGCGUCCUGAAACCUCGUGCUUGCAUGCUGCAUAACGUAAGGCGACAAAAUCCGGAUCGCUUAUUUUGGUUAAUUCUCCAAAGCAAUUUAUUCAUUUUUCCCCUUUUGCCCUUUCUUUAGAUCUUUUGAUGUGAAUUGUAAUUUAUGUAUGUAUAGAUGUAGUUUACUACUGUCAGGAAUGGAGAGCUUUAAGCAUUUUGGAGAGUUUCCUUUCAACUAGAAAAGCAAAUUGUUGAGGGAUCAAGUAUUCUUUUUCACCCUUGAAGGUUAAUG